AUGGGGGUUGGUGCAAUCGUGGAGCCCUUGGUGGUUUUCGUCCUUCUCUUCGGAGGCACCUGGAUCAACCGCGUUAUCGAGUAUUUACCUUCUCGACGAAACUCUAUCAGUUCGGUGUCGGAAGAUUUCCUUGAAUCUGGAAGUUCCAGCCCGACUUCGAAAGAUGCGCUGUUGGGCUUUCGAUCUCGAUCUCCACUGUCUGGAGACGCAGGCGAAGGAUGGCGCCAGCGAAGGAUCGCGAUGCUGGGCAUGACCUGCGAAGUGACGACUCCCAACACGGCCAUUUUCCGUGACCGAUUGCUCAGCCGGGUGCUUUGGAGGUUUCCCUUCUUGGUGGAAUGCUGGUACUGGGCCCUGGUAUACUGGACAUACCAAAUAGGCCGCGCAUUUACCGCUCUCACUCUCCAAAAAAGCACCGUCGUUGUCGCGAGAGGGCAUACGUUUCAGCUGAUAAAGAUCGAGGAAAGUCUCGGCAUGUUCUGGGAGGUUAGAAUUCAGACGCACUUUCUCCGCCAUGCUCAUUUGAUGGUGGGCCUCAACUGGAUCUACUCCUUCAUUCACAUCCCAGGGACAAUCGCCUUCCUCGUCUGGCUCUAUUACUACACCACCACAGGCACCUGCGUCGAUGAUUCUCAACCGGGGAAGCCUUCUGGCAUUAUCAGCGGACCGCCAGCCGGGCCGCUCCUGUAUCAAGAACGACGACGAACGCUGGCCGUGUGCAACCUACUCGCAUUUGUAAUGUUCACGCUGUGGCCAUGCAUGCCACCCCGUCUGCUGAGUGAUCCAGCCGUGGAGGGCGCGGAAGGAGAGCUGGCUCGGAGUUAUGGCUUCGUUGACACGGUCCAUGGCGCCAAUGGCAUGGGCAGUGUGUGGACGGCGAACCGGUUUUGCAACCAAUACGCUGCGAUGCCGUCCUUGCACUUCGGAUACUCCCUGGUGAUCGGAUUCUCCAUCAUGACGAUUCCUCUCUCACCACCUCACCAGCGUUCCAUCGUGCGAACUCGCCUGGCCCGCAUCAUUGGACUGCCUAUUCCCUCAUGGCGUCGUCUUCUCUGUCUUGUACUCUGUCUUCUCUAUCCAUUCAUCAUCUUAGUAGCCAUUGUGGCGACCGCCAAUCAUUUCAUCCUUGACGCUGUUGUCGGAGCUUUGGUCUGUGCCCUGGCGUGGUGGUGCAAUGGGAUCCUAUUGAGCCUGUUGCCUCUGGAGGAUUACUUUCUUUGCCUGGUCCGGAUCCACAAACCGGAGCCGUUGUUUUGCAAGGUCAUUGCUGAGGACGAUGAUACGGAUCGAGACGUUGACGAGGCCACACCCGCCUAUGCUGCCGUUCCAUCUUGA
Molecule: messenger RNA, 1335 nt
Organism: Penicillium lagena
Lineage: Eukaryota; Fungi; Ascomycota; Eurotiomycetes; Eurotiales; Aspergillaceae
Product: phosphatase PAP2 family protein
Exons: 3
Coding region: 1-1335 (444 amino acids)
Biological process (GO): inositol phosphoceramide metabolic process; sphingolipid biosynthetic process
Cellular component (GO): inositol phosphoceramide synthase complex
Molecular function (GO): inositol phosphoceramide synthase activity
Source: RefSeq, a predicted model, not a curated record